UCUCGUGCUGGCAUGAUGGUAUUGGAUGAACUGUCCUCUCAGCUUGAAGAGGUAGCCAUUCAUCUGCAGUACGUUGAUGAGGAGGUUGGGCACCGGUCCUGUCUGGCUUUAAUCCCUUGGUCUGGACCCUUGUGUGUUCCUAUCUUUCCUGUCUUCUCCAAGGCCAAACCAGUCUACUACCUCACUCGUGCUGGGAGAAUGCUGGUAACAGAGCUUGCAGUGUUAAACACACAGACUUCCAAAUUGGUUAUUGAGGAGCCUACCAUUCACCUCACUGAAGCUGGGAGGCUAGUGCUUGACGAACUGUCAGCACCUUCAGAUAGCCAUUCACAGCCAAAUAGGGAAGACUCUGGUUUUCCCUAUGAGAAGUUGCAGCUGGUUGGGAACUGGGGUUCGUUUCAUUUCCAUUACUGGAAUAUCCAUUAUGGACGAGUGCAGCAAAAUGAAGAGGACAUGCAUCACCUGUGCAUUGUGAGGGGAGUGGAGAAGCAGCUGUGGUGGAGCAGAGUCAUCCAGGAAAAAAUCCUGGACCCAUGGGGUCUCGUCCAGGUGGUCCUCACCAACAAGAAGCUGAUUGGUAUUAAGUUCCUUGGUAGAAGGAUCCAUGGACUCAUGUCCGGCCUUGUCAAGAGGAGGUCUGAGUUCACCUAUUAUGAGGAUGCCCAGCAGGUGGAUAUCUCCACCACAGUGGAGGGGUACCAGGAGAGGGGGAUGAGAUGA
Messenger RNA from Coregonus clupeaformis (lake whitefish), 720 nucleotides. RefSeq lists its product as uncharacterized. The transcript has 9 exons. The coding region runs from base 13 to 720 and encodes 235 amino acids. The record is from RefSeq and is a predicted model, not a curated record. Lineage: Eukaryota; Metazoa; Chordata; Actinopteri; Salmoniformes; Salmonidae.